AUGAAACAAAAAAGAGAAAUUCCAAUUCAUGGAACAACUGAUAACAUCUUCUCGGAAGUUCGUGAUUCCUUUCGUCGGAAUUUCACUGAAGGUUGGGAAAAAGCAGGAGCUUCGUUUUGUGUUAUUCACAAAGGAAAAGUAAUUGUGGAUCUAUGGGGAGGAUAUGCUGAUAGAGAGUGCUUCAAAGAAUGGAAAGAAGAUACGAUUUCGACAAUCUUCAGUUGCACUAAAAGUGUAACAGCAAUAUGCUUUGCAAUUCUGGUCGAUAGAGGUCAAUUAGAUUAUUCUGAUAAAGUAAUUAAGUAUUGGCCAGAGUUUGGGCAAAAUGGAAAACAAGAUAUCACUGUAGAAAUGGUUUUGUCUCAUACGGCGGGGCUUCCAUAUUUUCCAGGAGUUACAUUUUCUGAAGAUGAACUCAUUGAUAAUAACAAAUUAUCUUAUAUCAUUGAAAAUCUGAAACCAGUUUACACUCCUGGAACACGGACUGCAUAUCAUGCAUUGACGUUUGGAUGGUUGACUGAUCAGAUUUUCCGAAGGGUUGACUCAGCACAUAGAACUGUCGGCCAGUUUUUCAAAGAGGAAAUUGCAACGAAGCAUUACAUUGAUAUCCACAUCGGAGAAUGUGCAAGUGAAGAAAAUCGUCUCGCGAGGCUUUUCAAAUGUCCUCCAACUCUUGUCAGUCGAGAAGUUGCAUAUGAUCGUUCGAUUUUGAAAUUGGCUCGGUAUUUCUACAAUCCACGUGGCUAUUUUUCUGCGGCCAGACGGAACUUGAGCUUAUAUGGAACUGAUUUCACAAUGUUCAACAACAGUGAUUUGAGAGCUGUUGGACAACCAGCAGUUAAUGGAAUUGGAUCUGCUAGAGCUAUGGCUCAAUUGCAUCAACUAGUUCUAGAUGGAACUCUUUUAUCGAAAGAUACUUUUGAGAAAAUAAAGUAUCCAAGAAACAUGACAGCAUUUGAUCAUAUGAUCGGAGAACCACAGAACAAGGAACAUGGAUUCACUUAUUUCAAAUCUCCUCUUAAAACGUGGCAAUUCGGACACCCAGGAGUCGGUGGACAAAUGGUUCGAGCAGAUGUUGAUAAUGAAUUGAUAGUCGCUUAUCUAACAAAUGGAAUGAAAACUGCUGGAUGUGAAGAUCAUAUAUUCACUUUUAAUCGAUUACAACGAAAGGUUUACGAAUGUCUGAAAAGGAUUCCAAAGUUCGAAUUGCCACCUCCAGAAGAAAUUGAUGAAUAG
Caenorhabditis remanei is the source of this 1236-nucleotide messenger RNA. RefSeq lists its product as uncharacterized. NCBI's taxonomy places the organism in Eukaryota, Metazoa, Nematoda, Chromadorea, Rhabditida, Rhabditidae. The transcript is spliced from 6 exons. Bases 1 to 1236 code for a protein of 411 amino acids. The record is from RefSeq and is a predicted model, not a curated record.